Chenopodium quinoa (quinoa) is the source of this 1837-nucleotide messenger RNA. RefSeq names its product phosphomannomutase-like. Gene Ontology annotation, cellular component: cytosol. The record is from RefSeq and is a predicted model, not a curated record. Gene Ontology annotation, biological process: protein N-linked glycosylation; mannose metabolic process; GDP-mannose biosynthetic process. Lineage: Eukaryota; Viridiplantae; Streptophyta; Magnoliopsida; Caryophyllales; Amaranthaceae. Gene Ontology annotation, molecular function: phosphomannomutase activity. The transcript is spliced from 12 exons. Bases 179 to 1057 code for a protein of 292 amino acids.
UUUCGUAGGUAUAUGGUGAAUAAACCAAAAACUUAAGAGUAUGUGGUGAAAAAACCGAAAAAAAUACUAUUAAGUAGUAUAAAAAAAAAUAAUAAAAGUUAAUAAAAAAACCUUAUCCCCCAUUUUAGGAAAAAAGAAGACCCGCUGGUUUCUUGGUUUGAAAGAUAGCCUUCUUUAUAUGCUAGUUUCCUCCCUUACUUCCUGCAUCACUACCACUAGAUCUUCCUUCUCUUUGCAUUCCUGCUAUCACAUUUUCCGGAAUUUAACGCCGUCGCUUUCUCAUCAUUCAGGUGAAAUUUAUUGCUCAAAAAUGGCUGCUAAGCCCUCAAUAAUCGCGCUGUUCGAUGUGGAUGGCACCCUUACUGCUCCUAGAAAGGAGGUAACGCCUGAAAUGCUGGAAUUCAUGAAAGAAUUGCGAAAGGUUGUUCCUGUUGGUGUUGUUGGAGGAUCGGACUUAAUUAAGAUAUCUGAGCAACUUGGAAAGACAGUAAUUAAUGACUAUGAUUAUGUUUUUGCGGAGAAUGGACUUGUGGCUUAUAAAGAUGGAGCAGAGAUUGGCAUCAUGAGCUUGAAGAAACUUCUUGGAGAAGAAAAUAUCAAGGAGUUCAUCAAUUUUACGCUGAAGUACAUUGCAGACUUGGAUAUUCCUAUAAAAAGGGGAACAUUUAUAGAGUUUCGAAAUGGGAUGAUUAAUGUUUCACCUAUUGGGAGAAAUUGUAGUCAAGAAGAAAGAGAUGAAUUCGAAAAGUAUGACAAGGUCCAAAAAAUACGUUCAACUAUGGUUUCUAUAUUGCGUGAGAAAUUUGGUCACUUAAAUCUGACAUUUUCAAUAGGAGGGCAGAUAAGCUUUGAUGUUUUUCCUCGAGGUUGGGAUAAGACCUAUAGUCUGCGGUACCUUGAGGAUUUCAGUGAGAUUCACUUUUUUGGUGACAAAACUUUUGAGGGUGGAAAUGAUCAUGAAAUCUUUGUAUCUGAGAGGACCAUUGGUCAUACAGUUACCAGUCCUGAGGAUACAAGGAAGCAGUGUACAGAGAUCUUCCUGACCAAGAGAGAAUGAGACAUCUGCAGGACUGCAGACUACAUCAUAUGCUGACACUAAGUUUUUCUAGAAAAUGGACUACAAACCUAUACUGAACAUUAUAUUAAACAAGCAAAAAAUUCAUAUCCACAAAAUGCUGAAAUUCAUCAUAUACCUGUAUUAUUUGUAUAAGGAAGAUUUCCCUAAAAAUUGUUGAAUUGUAAAUUAAUUCCCUAUUUGAGUUGGUCUAAAAAUUUAUUCCCACAAUAUUGUCCACGUAGGUUUGGUAGAUUUUUUUUUAUUUUUUGCAAAGAACCGCUAACGGUGAUAGCGGUUCUAUACUUAUAAAACCGCUAAUGUCGUUAGCGGUUCUUGUAUUAGGUUGUUGUAUAAGAAAACUUCACAAGUUAAAACUCAAUAUAAGAACCGCUAAUGACGUUAGCGGUUUUAUAACAAGUAUAGAACCGCUAUCACCGUUAGCGGUUCUUUGUAAAAAAAAAAUUUUUAAAAAAAACACCAAACCUUUUUCCAAUCCUACGUGGACAAUAUUAUGGGAAUAAGUUUUUAAACCGACGCAAAUAGGGAAUUAAUUUACAAUUCAACAAUUUUUAUGGAAAUCAUUCUUUGUAUAACGUUGUAGGAAGAGAACUUUUAUUUUUCCUGGUAAAUGGCGUCAAGGAAUUUAUGCAAGCCUUGCCACUUUACUACAUUGUAUUUUUUGUUUUUGUUUUUUUGUGACAUUGGUGUACUUCAUUGUACGGAGCACUUUAAAGACAAAUGCUUGGUGUAAUAGGGAAUAAAUAUACGUUUUUGCUCUUA